AUGGAGCCCGAGUUUGGUCCAGAUAAGCUUCCUCGGCAUCACUCCUCCCGCGGCAACCGAAUUGAGGAUAUACUCGGCCUGUCUUGGUCCAAAUCGACACGCACCUCUCAAUUGCCCAUCACUUCACGCAGGAUGGCAGACACGGCCCAAGACGAAGCCGCUAAAGCGCGCAUCAUUAAGCAUAUGAACGAAGACCACGCCGAGUCCCUCUCCUACUACCUCCAGCACUACUGCCAGCUAUCCGCCAGCGCAGCCCGCAGGUGCAGAAUCUCCGCCAUAACCCUCUCGUCCAUGACCCUCCAAACCUCCACCGGCCACGCGCACACCAUCCCCUUCGACCCGCCCAUGAAGUCCUACUCCGAAGCCCGCGCCCGCAGCGUGCAGAUGGACCGCGCCGCCCGCGCCGCCCUCGACAUCUCCCCCAUCCGCAUCACCGCGUACGAGCCUCCCCGCGGCGGGGUCCAAGCGGGCGUGUUCGCAACGUGCCUGUUCACCAUCGUGGUGCUGGCGACGCACAGGAAGAUGGUGCCGGGCACCUGGGUGUACGAUGGCCCGCUGCAGUGGUUCCCUGGUGGCGCGGCGACGUUCGUGGGGCUGGCGCGCUUGGUGUUCUGGCCGUUUAUAGCGAUCCACUUGUUUGAGAGCUGGUGGCUGAAUCGGACGCGGUUGAGGCGGUAUGGUGUUGAGGUUGGGACGGCGUUGUGGUGGAAGUGGAUCGUUAGUUGCUGCGUCGAAGGCUUUGGUUGCUUUCAGCGGAUCGAUGCGACGGUUCGGAGGAAGACGAAGGAGGCUGAGAAGGCGAAGCAUUAG
Drepanopeziza brunnea f. sp. 'multigermtubi' MB_m1 is the source of this 810-nucleotide messenger RNA. RefSeq lists its product as uncharacterized. NCBI's taxonomy places the organism in Eukaryota, Fungi, Ascomycota, Leotiomycetes, Helotiales, Drepanopezizaceae. The record is from RefSeq and is a predicted model, not a curated record.